UUUUGUCUGAGGAAUAAUAAAAGACACAAUUUUUCAUUUAUAAUUUGUCUUAAAUCUCAUUUGUUUGAAAAAUCGCGAGAAAAUCGUAUCGUGAAAUCAGUAUCGUGAAUCGUUUCGCAUCGUGAGUUGAGUGAAUUUACAUCCCUACUUUAACACAUUCAGCCCAAGAGUCUCCAUCUGAACUUGUCUCCUCUCUCUCUCUCUCUCUCUCUCCCUCUCUCUCUCAUCCUGCAGGUCUGCUGUUUCACCGCUAGAGGGCCAGCAGUUAUCCACUGAAGACUGGAGAUGUGCUUGAUGUGUGUUCAUCAAGUCAUGCUCGCGCAAGCACACACACACACAUCUCUCUCUCUCACUCACUCACACACACACUGUUCCCCGCUUCAUCUCAGAAGCUCCUGCUCGUUUCAGACUGAAAACACAGGAUGGCGGAGCCGGCGUGUCUCCUGACGGACGGGCGUCCGCUGAUCACCGCGGCUCAGCUGGGGAAGCUGCGUUUGGUGCGUGUGCUGGUGGAAGGAGGCGCUCAGGUGAACGAGAGGAACGCGAGCGGAGAGACGCCGCUACUCGCCGCCUGCCGAUCUCUCCGCGCACACCCGUCAGAACCCAUGCUGAGGCUGAUCCAGUUCCUCCUGAAUAACCGGGCCGACCCCAACAUCCAGGACAAGACGGGCCGCACGGCGCUGAUGUACGUCUGCAUGGAGCGAGCCGGAGCCGAGCUAGCAUCCGCUCUCAUCGUAGCCGGAGCCGACGCCACUAUGGAGGAUUACUCCGGAGCGUCGGCACUCGUCUACGCCAUUAACGCGCAGGAUCCGGACACGCUAAAGGUGCUCCUGGACGCCUGCAGAUCCCGAGGCCGCGAGAUCAUCAUCAUAGCCACGGAUCUGAGCUGCGGCGCUAGCGCUAGCCGCUAUCUGAACGUCGCGCCGUCGCCCGACACCUCGCCCGUCUCCUGCAUGUCUCCCUCGGACAUCGAGCUCAACACCAACUCUCCGAACUCCGACGGCGAAAACGUCUUUAGUUUCCGAGCCGACGGUUCUCCGGCGCGGAGCAGAAGCCGGCUGCGGUCCGAACCGUGGCUCGCCAUCCAGAACCUGGCGGCUCUCAGCGACGCCUACGAGAAGAGCCUGGAGGACCAGGAUAAAGACUCACUUCGCAGAGGUUUCCCAGUGGAGGAAAGAGACGUGAAGCUCAGGAACCCAUCGGAGCGCAGAAACACGUUACCGGACCUCCUCCCGCCGCCGUCACUCAAACUCACGCUCUCCGGCUCGGACACACACCUCCACCGGACGCCGUUCGGGUUCCCGUCCGUACACAGAACCGGCUCGCUGUUUCUGGCUCCUCCGGACGGGCUCCGCUCGGGGAACAGGAGGUCCAGGGAGCAGAUGAGCGGGCUCCUGCCUCCUCUUCCCGAUCGCUCCGAGCCGCUCCGGGACUCUCUCGCUCCGGCACGCCGUCUCUCGCUCCAGCUCCAGGAGACGCUGUGAAAACUCCUUCUGUAAUAAAACUCGGACAUUAGGAAGAUAAAUCAAGCAGAAAAAUAUCACCUGACUUUUUACAUUAGUAAAUGCAAAUACAUAAUUAAAUAAACUAACUUAUUGCUGG
This is a messenger RNA of Pimephales promelas (fathead minnow), 1602 nucleotides long. RefSeq names its product ankyrin repeat domain-containing protein 34B. The record is from RefSeq and is a predicted model, not a curated record. Gene Ontology annotation, molecular function: protein binding. NCBI's taxonomy places the organism in Eukaryota, Metazoa, Chordata, Actinopteri, Cypriniformes, Leuciscidae.